AUGAGCUUGCUGGGAAAUUGUUACCUCUGCAAAGGCCCCCUGGUCCUGAGGCAGUGAAGGGCAGGUAUAAAAGGCAGCCCCAGUCUCUGCUCUCUCAUCCACUUCUCUUGCUUCCUUCUGCUUGGGAACAAGGUGCACCUCCAGCCCCAGGCCAUGUCCUGCAACACCCAGUGCCGUCCCUGCCAGCCCUGUGGCCCCACUCCACUGGCCAACAGCUGCAACGAGCCCUGUGUCAGGCAGUGCCAAAACUCCACCGUUGUUAUUGAGCCACCUGCUGUGCUGGUGACCCUGCCUGGGCCCAUCCUGAGCUCCUUCCCACAGAACACUGUGGUGGGAUCCUCCACUUCUGCUGCUGUUGGCAACAUCCUCAGCUCUGAUGGAGUGCCCAUCAACUCUGGGGGCUUUGACAUCUCCUGCAUCACCAGGCGCUACGGUGGCAACAGAUGUCGUCCCUGCUAA
Molecule: messenger RNA, 459 nt
Organism: Camarhynchus parvulus
Lineage: Eukaryota; Metazoa; Chordata; Aves; Passeriformes; Thraupidae
Product: feather keratin Cos1-1/Cos1-3/Cos2-1-like
Cellular component (GO): intermediate filament
Molecular function (GO): structural constituent of cytoskeleton
Source: RefSeq, a predicted model, not a curated record